AUGUCAUGUCCACAUAAAUGUAGUAAUCCUGCUUGUGAACUACGAGGUAAUAUAAAUAUUGAUCCAGAUGUACUAGGAGAUAAGUUUCUUCAAUUAGUAGGACUUAAACAUAAGAUGGAUAAUGCAGAAAAUUUUCAAGACCUACUAAAAUAUUCAAAUGAAAUAUCUAAACUUCAAUCAAGUAUGAGUGUUGAAGAAAGAAUAGGAAUUUAUGCAUUAAGAUAUUUUAUGGAUGAAAUGUAUGGAGAUUCAGAAGGUGAUGAUGAUGAAGAUGAUGAUGAGGAUUUUCCUGAUGAAGAAGAUGGUUAUGAAUAUGAAUGGGCAUAUGUUGGUGGAGGAGAUGAUGAAGAGAAAGUUGAAGAAGAAUCAGCGUUUGGACUUGUUCAGAGACUUUUACUCGGUAGACAAUAA
Candida tropicalis MYA-3404 is the source of this 411-nucleotide messenger RNA. RefSeq lists its product as uncharacterized. NCBI's taxonomy places the organism in Eukaryota, Fungi, Ascomycota, Pichiomycetes, Serinales, Debaryomycetaceae. The coding region runs from base 1 to 411 and encodes 136 amino acids. The transcript has a single exon. The record is from RefSeq and is a predicted model, not a curated record.